Messenger RNA from Penicillium oxalicum, 1164 nucleotides. Its product is annotated as tyrosine--tRNA ligase TYS1. NCBI's taxonomy places the organism in Eukaryota, Fungi, Ascomycota, Eurotiomycetes, Eurotiales, Aspergillaceae. Gene Ontology annotation, molecular function: tyrosine-tRNA ligase activity; ATP binding. The transcript is spliced from 6 exons. The record is from RefSeq and is a predicted model, not a curated record. The coding region runs from base 1 to 1164 and encodes 387 amino acids. Gene Ontology annotation, biological process: tyrosyl-tRNA aminoacylation.
AUGUCGAUGUCUCCAGAGGAAAGGUUUGAUCUCAUCCGUGAGAACCUCGGGGAGGUGCUCAAUCCUGAACUGAUUGAGAGCAUUCUGAAGGAGGGUCGCAACCCUCGUAUCUACUGGGGUACCGCUACAACUGGCAGACCUCACUCUGGAUAUUUCGUCGCUGCUUUGAAAAUUGCCCAGCUUCUCGCGGCAGGAUGUGAGGUGGUUAUUCUUCUUGCCGAUGUGCACGCAUUCUUGGACUCCAUGAAGGCUCCCCUCGAGCUUGUCGAGAAUCGUGUCAAAUACUACGAGAAGGUCAUCCGAGCUAUCCUUGAGGCUGUCGGUGUCUCAACCGAUAAACUGGAAUUUGUUCUCGGCAGCUCGUACCAACGCAAUUCCGACUAUGUCAUGGAUGUCUACCGGCUGGCUGCGUUGACUUCCGAGCACGACUGCAGGAAGGCGGGCGCUGAGAUUGUCAAGCAAUCCACAAAUGCCCCCAUGAGUGGACUGCUCUACCCAAUUCUGCAAGUCCUUGACGAGGAGUACCUUAAGGUCGAUGCGGAGCUCGGAGGUCUUGAUCAGCGUAAGCUCUUUGUGGCUGCCACGGAAUGGCUUCCUAAGCUUGGUUACCGAAAGCGCGCUCACUUGAUCACGCCAAUGGUGGCAGGGUUGAGUGGAGGUAAGAUGAGUUCAAGUGUUGAGGAUAGCAAAAUCGACCUUCUCGACCCGCCAGAGGCUGUGGCCAAGAAGAUUCGCAAGUCAGAAGCGGCGCCAAAGAUUGUGGAAAACAACGGAAUCAUCGCCAUGGUGGAGUUCGUUCUGCUGCCCGCAGCCGGUCUUGCGGGUAAGAAGGAAUUCCGCGUUGAACGCCGGGAUGCCGAACCUUUGAUCUACACCGAUAUUCAACAACUCAAGGAAGAUUAUGCCAACGACAUCUUGACUCCCCAAUUCCUCAAGCCUGCAGCUGCCGAGGCUCUGACUCGUCUCAUGGCUCCUAUCUACGACGCCUACCAGGCCUCUCCAGAGUGGCAGGAGAUUACACUCAAGGCUUACCCACCCCCUGUUGUUCAGAAGAAGCAGAAGAAGGUCAAGGACAGAGGCACGCGUCGGCCCGGCGCUGCUCAGGAGCAGCAGCCUCAGCAAGAGCUCCCCGAGCGGCCCAAGGAACAGUCCACGGAGCAGUAG